AGUCCAUUGUUGCACGGCAAGACGACAUACACACAGCAAUUAUGCAACCAACGAGGUUAGCGAUGGCGGCCGCCCGCGGCCAGAAGCCCAACGUCACCGGCUUCGACAUGAGAGCCUUCAAGGAGGCGGCUGGCCAGCCCAGAUACGACCCCUGGGAGAGAGCAGAGUCCUGGAGAUACAAAGGCCCCUUCACGCGAUUCAACCGGUUCAAGGGAUCCUUCCCCGGCCUCGGCAUCGCGACCGUCGCCUUUGCCGGCUACUGCGCGUACGAGUACUUCUUCUUGACCGACGACCACCACCACGGCGACGCCCACGGAAAGGAUCACCACUAGAGUACUGGAACGGAUUGGCUGUGGGGAGACGGAGAGGGGGAAUACUCCGCUGUACAUGUACCUCUCGAACCGGCAGACCGGCUCGCUGGAAGGAUUUAGAUGAGGACGAAAUUGGUUUUCCGCUAUCAAGGUGCUGUGGCCCUUUGACGUGCCGUAAGAAGUGCCAUGGCCCUGGUGUCAGAGGUUGUGUGUGAAUGUGUUUGCAGAGCGUUCCCUA
This is a messenger RNA of Colletotrichum godetiae, 549 nucleotides long. RefSeq lists its product as uncharacterized. NCBI's taxonomy places the organism in Eukaryota, Fungi, Ascomycota, Sordariomycetes, Glomerellales, Glomerellaceae. The transcript has 3 exons. Gene Ontology annotation, biological process: mitochondrial respiratory chain complex I assembly; electron transport chain. Gene Ontology annotation, cellular component: mitochondrion. Bases 42 to 332 code for a protein of 96 amino acids. The record is from RefSeq and is a predicted model, not a curated record.